GGCACACUCAGGGGAGGCUGCGACUGGUCCUAAUCCACAUGCGUCAGUGGCUACAUGCUUGGGGGAAUAAAAUUUCAUUUUAGCCGCUGACUGCUGCCUUUACGUUCAUCUUCUCGCCCACUUGUGCUCACACAUUUAUGCUGUGUGCUCUAAACACUCUCACCCGUGUAACAUCCUCCAAAGGCGUGCUCUUCUCCAGAAUGGGGAAAAGAAGCAGACAGAGGCAAAAGAACCCACCUCCAGCAGGCAGAGACCACAGAGACAUGCCAGGCUGGGGUGCUGGCUACGCUGACAUUGUGAAGGAAAACAAGCUGUUUGAGCACUACUACCAGGAGCUGGGCUUGGUGCCGGAUGGAGAAUUUGAGGAUUUUAUGGCCGCCAUGAGAGAACCGCUGCCAGUCACCAUCCGCAUCACUGGAUACAAGAGCCACGCCAAGGAGAUCCUGCAUUGUCUGAAGGACAAGUACUUUAAGGAGCUGGAGAUUGACGGGCAGAAGAUUGAAGCGCCGCAGCCUCUCAGCUGGUAUCCUGACGAGCAGGCCUGGCACACCAACCUGAGCCGGAAGGUCAUUCGCAAGUCUCCCCUGCUGGAGAAGUUCCACCAGUUUCUUGUGAGCGAGACCGAGUCGGGUAACAUCAGCCGCCAGGAAGCCGUCAGUAUGAUUCCUCCUCUCCUGCUGAAGAUUGAGUCUCACCACAAAAUCCUGGACAUGUGUGCAGCUCCUGGGUCCAAGACAGCCCAGCUCAUUGAGAUGCUGCAUGCUGACAUGGAAGUGCCCUUUCCAGAGGGCUUCGUCAUCGCCAACGACGUGGACAACAAGCGCUGCUACCUGCUGGUGCACCAGACCAAGCGCCUCAACAGCCCGUGCAUCGUGGUGGUCAACCACGACGCCUCCUGCAUCCCCACACUGCGCAUCCAGACGAACGGGAAGAAAGAUGUCCUCUUCUACGACCGCAUCUUGUGUGACGUACCCUGCAGCGGGGACGGCACCAUGAGGAAGAACAUCGACGUGUGGAAGAAGUGGACCACCAGCAACAGCCUGCACCUUCACGGCCUCCAGCUGCGUAUAGCGGUCCAUGGUGUGGAGCAGCUGGCUGUGGGCGGGAGGAUGGUCUACUCCACCUGUUCACUCAACCCCAUUGAGGACGAAGCUGUCAUAGCGGCGCUAUUGGAGAAGAGUGAAGGAGCACUGGAGCUUGUGGACUGCUCUUCAGACCUGCCAGGCUUGAAGUGGAUGCCCGGCGUCACUUCCUGGAAGCUGAUGACCAAAGAGGGCAAGUGGUACCCUGACUGGUCGGCGGUUCCAAGCAGCCGGCACACUCAAAUCCGACCCACCAUGUUCCCGCCCACUGACACCGAGAAACUGGCAGGCAUGCAUCUGGAGAGAUGCAUGAGGAUUUUGCCCCAUCACCAGAACACAGGAGGUUUCUUUGUGGCCGUGUUGAUGAAGAAAGCCCCCAUGCCCUGGAACAGAAGAUACCCCAAGCUUGGGAGAGACGCCUCGUCUGGCACCGAGGCCCAAACACAGAGCUCCUCGGGGGCCCCUGCACCGACUCCCUGCCUCCCCGAGAGCAUCGCCGCAGACGGAGAAGAGCGGGAGGAAGACGGCGCCGAGGGCACAGUAGACGGAGAUGCCCAGGAGGGAACAGCCAAAGAAGAUCAGGAGAAGAGUGACAAUCAGGAUGGCGUGUGUGGGCCUCCACCGUCCAAGAAGGUGAAACUGUUUGGCUACAAAGAAGAUCCUUUUGUGUUCCUAAGUGAAGAUGAUCCCAUCUUCACCUCCAUGCAAUCUUUCUACGAUUUGUCUGCGGACUUCCCCAAGCUCAACGUCCUGAGCAGAACCCACGAGGGCAAGAAGAGACACUUGUACAUGGUGUCCAAGGAGCUGCGCAACGUGCUGGUCAACAACUGCGAGCGCAUGAAGGUGAUAAACACAGGAGUGAAAGUGUGGUCUCGCAACAGUGAUGGAGAAGAGUUCGGUUGUGCCUUUAGAGUGGCUCAAGAGGGCAUCUACACUCUGCAGCCGUACAUUCGCUCCAGGAUCAUCACGUUGAGCGUGGAGGAUGUGAAGGUGCUGCUGACUCAGGAGAAUCCCUUCCUCAGCAAGCUGGAGGAGCACGCCCACGCUCAAGCCAAGAAAAUGGACAUGGGCAGCAUCGUCUUGAAGUACAUCCCCGACCCCCAGAAGCCCUCGGAGCCUCAGUGUCCCAUCCGGCUGUGCGGCUGGAGAGGCAAGACGUCCAUCCGAGCCUUCGUGGCCCGGAACGAGCGCUACCACUACCUGCGCAUGCUGGGCGUGGAGGUGUUCAGGGACAAGCAGGGCGCCGGCCAGAAAGCUCCAGAGGACCAGAACCCAGCAGAGCAGGAUGACUCGGCCACAAAGAUGGAGGAGAGCAACGGCUGAGGAGGAUGAAAGACAAACUGAGCACACGGAGACUCACCCAAUACAGCGAGGAUGGUCCACAGCCAACGUGUCAGUGAUGACAGUCACCAGACAAGUCUAAACCUCCAUCUUCUGGAAGAGACAAACAAGAAGACACAAGUAAACAUUUGGUGGACGCACCUAUCCAGCAGCGCUUGGGGAAAAGUUGCGGUGCUGAAUAUUUAGCUGCCAGCACAGGAGCUCCAUGGCCACAAUCUACUCAUCUUAUCUUUGGGCUUGAAAGAAGAGGAUGGCUGUCAAGAAGAGAAAGGCAAGAGUGCAGCUCAUUCAAUUGUUCUCACUUUCAGUGAUUGCACACUUGCUUCAAAGAUUUAUGGAAGCACACACACACAAACACACACACACACACACACACUACCAUCUGGCUAUUUAAACGCGACCAUGAGUCAAAGUAACCUUUAACAGCUUUAAAACUCCUGAUCAGUUAGUUUGAUUUGAUUUUUACUUUGGGUAUGUUAGUUCAUUUUAUGUUGUCAUAUAUUAAAAAUGAGCUGGUCUUCAACUU
Molecule: messenger RNA, 2949 nt
Organism: Nerophis ophidion (straightnose pipefish)
Lineage: Eukaryota; Metazoa; Chordata; Actinopteri; Syngnathiformes; Syngnathidae
Gene: nsun2
Product: NOP2/Sun RNA methyltransferase 2
Exons: 20
Coding region: 138-2405 (755 amino acids)
Biological process (GO): tRNA methylation
Cellular component (GO): nucleus; cytoplasm
Molecular function (GO): tRNA (cytidine-N5)-methyltransferase activity; tRNA binding
Source: RefSeq, a predicted model, not a curated record